AUGUGGUACUAUGAAACUAGACGAACGCCAUUCCGGCGAAUCCUACAUGAGUACUGCGUGGAAAAUUUCGUAUACGCGUUGCGAUACGUUGCCGACCAUCGAUUGCUCAAGUUUGAAAGAUCCUGGUGGAUGGCCUGGAUCGUGGCCUCUCUCGUAGCCUGCGGGAUCGCCGUAGUCCAGCUCUAUCACAAGUGGGACGCAAACCCGGUGGUCAUCGUGUACGCUCCCAAGUUAAUACCGAUCUACACCGUCCCAUUUCCGGCCAUCACAAUCUGCCCGCUGACGAAGGUUCUCGUUGACCAGUUCAACCUGACCCACGCCUAUCAGCAGGUCCAGAACGGGACAACGCUGGACGAGGAACGCGAGUUGAAGCUACGAGCGUUAGCUCACGUCUGUCCGUUCUCGCACAACUGGAAACAAUUCGAUCCGCGGGAGGACGAGAAGAUAUUCCAAACGCUGCGGAACAUGGCCCUGCCGAAGGAAAUCGUCGCCCAGUGGUGCCUGUGGCGGUUCAAGAAGAUCGAAUGUAACGACAUGAUAACGGAGACGUUGACGGAUGAUGGGAUCUGCUAUACGUUCAACGCACUGCCGGCGAAUCAGAUAUACCGCGCUGGGGUUAUUUCGCCGGAAUUUUUGGCAUUCACGAACGCAAGUACCGUUCGGUCUAACUGGACGCAGGAAAAAGGCUACCGCCGCAAUGCCGGACUCCACACGUACCCGCACCGUCCUUUGAGCAACGGUAUGUUUUCGGGACUCUUCAUGGUACUGUCUGUUCGACAUAUUGAUCAGGAGUUUUUGUGUAGGGGAGCAUACACAGGGUACAAGUUGAUCGUUCACCCUCCGGAUGAGAUAGCAUUAACCGGAGAUAGAUUCUUACGGCUGAACAAUGACGAUGUCAUCGAACUAACGUUCACCCCGAAUGCAUUGUACACGGCACGUGACUUGCACAAUGCUUCACCGGCUAGACGCAAGUGCUUCUUCAAUCAUGAAAGGUACUUGCGGUUUUUCAACCAUUACAACCAGGCAAACUGCGUUGCCGAGUGUGUUGCGAACUACACUCUGAAGAAGUGUGGUUGCGUCAAGUUCUCGAUGCCACGGACGGCGACAAUGAAGGUUUGCGACGCAAGCAAGAUCGCCUGUUACAGUAACAUUUUGAAGGAAGUAUUCGAAGAUGUUUUUUAUUCGGAAAAGCAUAAAAAACUAUCGGCAUGUCAAUGUCUUCCGGCUUGUAACAGUGUUCAGUACCAAGCGGAGAUAUCACGGAUGCCGUUCUACUUUAAAGAGUUUGCCCAUGUUGCUGGACCAGCAUUUGAUAGAUAUGAAGGCUACGAUCCAGCGAUACUUAUGCUAUCCUUCAAGCAUCGUCACUACUUGCCGGUGUGGAGACGACCGAUGCUGAGCCUGACGGAUGUGGUGGCGAAAUUUGGUGGACUGUUUGCCCUGUUGAUGGGUGCCAGCGUGAUGAGCGUGGGCGAAAUCUUGUACUACUGCUGCAUACGGCCGCUGCGCAGGGAGCGAUUCCCCAGGUUGGCGAUCAACCGGAUCUUUGUGCUGCCUUGGGCGGCACAUCGGAACCCAUUUCGGGUUCCGAGGAACUAUUAGGAAGGACCAUUAUAUAUAACAUUCAAUCAGCUGGUAAUGAAUAUAUUAAAAACUCUGUCACUAAAGGUCACAAAGUUUACUUUGUAUGCUAGGUUAACAAUA
This is a messenger RNA of Culex pipiens pallens (northern house mosquito), 1704 nucleotides long. Its product is annotated as pickpocket protein 28-like. Bases 1 to 1602 code for a protein of 533 amino acids. The record is from RefSeq and is a predicted model, not a curated record. Gene Ontology annotation, biological process: sodium ion transmembrane transport. The transcript is spliced from 4 exons. Lineage: Eukaryota; Metazoa; Arthropoda; Insecta; Diptera; Culicidae. Gene Ontology annotation, cellular component: membrane. Gene Ontology annotation, molecular function: ligand-gated sodium channel activity.